Messenger RNA from Cryphonectria parasitica EP155, 1689 nucleotides. RefSeq names its product alpha/beta-hydrolase. The transcript has a single exon. The record is from RefSeq and is a predicted model, not a curated record. Bases 1 to 1689 code for a protein of 562 amino acids. Lineage: Eukaryota; Fungi; Ascomycota; Sordariomycetes; Diaporthales; Cryphonectriaceae.
AUGAACUUCAGGCAAAUCCUUGCGGUUGCCCUCACGGCAGUUGCUGUCGAGGCUCGCAGCAUUCGCCGCGAGACCAGCGACGCAACUCUCCCUAUCGUCAACACUACUCUGGGCCAGCUUCAAGGCUCCCUCUCCAACUUCCGAUCUCCUUUGGUCACUUCAUACAAGGGAAUCCCUUACGCCAAAGCCCCCACUGGUGACCUGCGAUGGAAGGCGCCCGUGGCUGCGGAACCUUGGGACGGCGUCUUCAACGCCACCGAGUUCGGCCCACAAUGUAUGCAGAUCUACUCUGAUGCCGGUAUCUUCUCGUCUGGCAAGGAGACCAUGAGCGAGGACUGCCUCACUCUGAACAUCUGGACACCUACCUACAACGACACUUCGGACCUCACGUCCCUGAACACGCCCGUGUACUUUUGGAUCUUUGGAGGUCGCUUCGAGGGCGGCUCUGGCGAUGUCAAGACAUACGACGGCUCUGGUCUUGCUUCCAAGGGCGUUAUCGUGGUGACCCUGAACUACCGUCUCGGCGCGUUCGGAUACCUGGCCCACCCUGACCUGCAGGCUGAGGAUGCGAACAACUCCACUGGUAACUACGGCAUCAUGGAUCAACAGUUCGCGCUGAAGUGGGUGCACGAGAACAUUGCCAACUUUGGUGGCAACCCCGAGCAGAUUGUUGUCGGCGGCCAGUCGGCAGGCUCCUCCAGCGCCCUGGACGUCAUGUAUAGCCCUCUCACGGACGGCCUUGGUGUUGCUGGCAUCAUCGCCGAGUCUGGCGCCCGAGGACCCCAGGACGAGAUGACGGGAGGCCUGGCCACUUCGUACAGGAACUUCACCUGGGCCAUCUCGGAGGGCGAGAACUUUGUCGCCAACUCCCUGAACGUGUCGACCAUCGCCGAGGCGCGAAACAUCUCGGCUGAGACUCUGGCUACCUUCGGCAACGACAUGGACACCAGCAUGGACGGAACUCCCUUUAUCGCCGCGUCUGCUGCUUAUAGCGACCCUCCUUACUGGCGCCCGACGAUUGAUGGUUACGUCCUGGCCUACAAGUAUGGCGAGGCUCUGCUCACCGGAAAUCACCUCGAUGUCCCCAUCCUGACUGGCAACAACAAGGACGAAUCUGGCGCAGCUCCCGACACGGACCUGACGGUGGCCGAGUUCACCUCCGAGAUGACCUCCGUGAUGCAGAACUACUCGACUGAGUUCUUCAAGCUGUGGCCGGCCGGCGACAACUCCACUGCUGCCAGCGACCAGUUCAACACCUUCUUCCGUGACCUCAGCCGCGUGUCCACCUGGACCUGGGUCAAGGACUGGAUCGCCGGGGGUGCCACCAGCAAGGUGUACACCUACUACUGGACGCACACUCCUGCUGAGAACUCCGGCAAUGGUGCUUACCACGGCAGCGAGCUGUGGUACACCUUCAACAACAUUCCUUAUGCCGACUACGACAACGUGACCUGGACCGAGGAGGACUACCAGAUCGAGAGCAUCAUGUCUGACUACUGGGUCAACUUCAUCAGCACUGGCAACCCCAACGGUGCCGGCACCAGCAACCUCACCAACUUUAUCGAGACCACUAGCGACAGUGCGCAGACCAUGUGGCUUGGUGACAGCUGGGGUGCCAGCUAUCUCGCCGAGAGCGACGAGAGGGUGCAGUUCAUCCUGAACUGGCUGAGCAUCUUUGACAUGUACUAA